Molecule: messenger RNA, 1587 nt
Organism: Prorocentrum cordatum
Lineage: Eukaryota; Dinophyceae; Prorocentrales; Prorocentraceae
Source: the annotation of a GenBank genome assembly
AUGGCGACCACGCCCGCCGACGUCAUCAUCGGGAGUGUCCGCCAGCGCGUGGCGUUCAUCCACUCGCAGGUCGCCUUGGGCAUGCCCCGCGACCAGAUCAUCGCCUCGCAAGUGAACGCCCUCAUCUCGUUCAUCGGCCAGCAGUCCAACCUCGACAUCGCGACCGUCACCACCGUGGGGACCGAGCUCGUGGUAGGCCCAUGGUCAGAUGACCAGCGCAUCGCCAUCGCGACAGCGCUGUCGAAUGCCAUGGGCGGCGCUGUCCCAAGCCAUGGCGGCAGGAAGCAGCAAGAAUGCAACUGGUUGGAGCGGUACCUGACCCAGAGCGACUGGACCGCGAUCAAGAGCACCGACCUCUCCAGCGACGCCAAGCUGCGUGUGGUGGGCUCCCGCAUGUGGCGCAUCGGCAUUACGUGUCCGAAGGAAGCGUGCCUCGAGCGUGGCGCUGCCAUCGUCUAUGCCGUGGGUGGCACAGGCGUACUGCCCGCGUCCAUGCUGAAGGCCAUGUGCGACAAGCUGAAGGAGUUCGUCAAGGACUUCGACCGAGCCACGCCCCAGACGUUCCCGCACAUUCAGAAGUACCCGAUGGACCCCAUGUAUCUGGGCGCCCCUCGUCGCAACUUCGCCUACGGCGACGACGUGCCUGUCGAUGAUGUUGAGGCGACGCACGAGGUGAUCACGCAAGCGGCAUCGGGCAUAUUCUACCGUGGCACCGCCAAAGCUCUGAAGGGAGCUCAGCCUUCAACGACGGCGCUGGUGGCCGCAAAGGCGUCAGCACCACCAGGUGGACUGCUCGCCGCGAACGGCCCCCAGGACAUCCAGUCGAUGAUCGCGCAGGUCGGGAACCAGAUCGUGCAGGGGCUCUUCGGUGGCUCCAUGGGGCAAGGGCCCGUGCCAGGAUUACAGAUCUUCGCGGACAAGCUGUAUCGGCAACCGUCGAAUCGGUCUGUCAGGACCCCGCAGUCGGAGCCAGGGGCCCCCAACACCGUGUUCGGCGGCGAGGUCAGCACCACGUUCGGUGGCAGCCCAUCCGACAACGAGUUGGGCCGCCACGUGGACGCGCCGCUCGUCCAGGCAUCGGCGUGCAAGCCCGCCGAGCCAGCGCACGUGCCAGCCCCUGGCGCGGGCGCAGCAGGCGCGGCUGCGGAGGUGGACGCAGCUGCCGAGAUCGAGGGCAGGAUGAGGGAGGCCGCCGUUGCUGCAGGGCACGCGUUGGGUAAGAUCCCCAUGAAGCGCAAGAAGGCUGCUGCCGCUUGCUCCGAGGGGGAGCUCGACAAGGCCGAGCCCAAGCCGAAGCCGAAGGGCAAGGCCAAGGCGAAGGGCCAUGCCAAGGCGAAGGCGAGCGCCAAGGGCACGACCAAGGGCGCCAAGCGGUGCGGCUCGGACCCCGCAGGCAAGGUCGACAUCAAGGACCUGUUGAAGCCGAGCCAGAUCGGGGACAGGGAUAAGAACACGUACGCCAGCUGGGUGUACGGCAGGGCCCGCGCCAGGGCGGCUGCGCUGGGGCUCUCGGGGGAUAGCGUUUCAGAGGUUGGCCGUUCAGCGUAUCGGUCGGCUGCCGCAGUCUGGGACAAAGGUGCGAAGUAG